Triplophysa dalaica is the source of this 1155-nucleotide messenger RNA. It is a transcript of the gene gpx3, whose product is annotated as glutathione peroxidase 3. Gene Ontology annotation, molecular function: glutathione peroxidase activity. The transcript has 6 exons. Lineage: Eukaryota; Metazoa; Chordata; Actinopteri; Cypriniformes; Nemacheilidae. The record is from RefSeq and is a predicted model, not a curated record. Gene Ontology annotation, biological process: response to oxidative stress.
UACAAAACUGAUUUUAUGUCAACAGAAAGCACAUUAAAUCACAGCGACACGACACAUUCAGACGCAACAGACUCCCUGAGGGAACAACACAUCACCUUCAUGGGGAACAUAAAGAUGCCCUGGAGCUCCCUUUUGCUUCUGGUGGCUUUCCUACAAAAAGUUGGUGGACUAUCCAACACCCAGGUUUGUGACCCAGGUGUGAGUGGCAGCAUUUUCAACUAUGGGGCAAAAACAGUAAAUGGGACUCAAUACAUCCCAUUGUCCCAUUAUGCUGGGAAGCAUGUCCUCAUUGUCAAUGUGGCAACCUACUGAGGACUUACCUACCAGUAUGUGGAACUGAAUGCACUACAUAAGGAGUUACGGGAUGUUGGAUUCACCGUCCUCGGGUUUCCCUGCAAUCAAUUUGGCCAACAGGAGCCUGGAGAAAAUAAUGAAAUUCUUUCUGCAUUAAAGCAUGUCCGUCCAGGCAAUGGAUUUGUUCCAAACUUUCAGUUAUUUGAGAGGGGGGAUGUGAAUGGAAACGACGAACAGGCCCUUUUCACAUUUUUAAAGAAUGCUUGCCCACCUGUAGGAGACAGCUUUGGCAACCCAACCAACAGAUUAUUUUGGGAACCUCUCAUGAUCAAUGACAUCAAGUGGAACUUUGAGAAGUUUCUCGUGGGGCCAGAUGGCAAACCUGUAAUGAGGUGGUUUCCCAGAGUAAAUGUAUCUGAAGUAAGAGCAGACAUCCUGAAAUACUUCAGUCAGUUUGUUCAAAAGGCUAUUUAACUAUAGAACCCAUAAUAGUGGAUUUCAUUUUAUGUUCCUCUAUCUCCCUCCAUCUCCAGUUAAAACCUAUUACUUGUAGCAAGAUAACCUGUGGAGAAGUUAUUAAAUGUUAACCUCUGCAAAUAUGACAAUUUGUUUUUAAUAGUUAUAGCAUUCAACAGGUCAAUGGGUCAGUUUUGGAGAGCGGGCAUGUAAAUGAAGUUAAGGCUUGAAAACAGACACGCUGUGGUGCCUUACCUGAAACUGAGGGCCAGUGAGCAGUUCUUUAGUGCAUUCAGACUGCUCUCCGGAUCCUUUCAGUCACGCCUCAUCUCCUGAACAAUCUGUUGAAACUGUUGCCGCCUAUGUGAAUGUUCAGCAAAUAAAGCUAAAAUGCAAGAAAUUAAA